GCCAGUAACUAUCUUUUUAACCUUGGAACCUCUAUGAUCGACUUUGUUUAAAAUGUUUGUAUGUCUGACUUUUAGAUGGACAUUUUAAUCCCUACAAUAAAUUGCACGGAGGGCAAAAUUUUACAAUUGAUCACCGACAUGUGGGCGAUUUAGGAAAUGUUUGGGUUGAUGGUUCUGGUACUGCUACGAUAAAUAUUAUUGAUUAUAUAAUUCAGUUGUACAAUCAAACACAAUCAAUUGCAAAUCGUACACUUGUUGUUCAUCAAAUGACCGAUGAUAAUGGACUAGGAAAUAGUACAGAUAGUAAUACAACAGGGCAUGCAGUUCAUGCCUAUGCUGGUUUAACACCACGUUAUGUAAAUUUGAUUGAACGAUAUUUAAUUGACAAUUCAAAUAACAUUGUUCGAGCAUAUUUUCAGAAGAACACUAUAAAUUAA
Didymodactylos carnosus is the source of this 437-nucleotide messenger RNA. Lineage: Eukaryota; Metazoa; Rotifera; Eurotatoria; Philodinida; Philodinidae. The record is from the annotation of a GenBank genome assembly.